CAACUAACGUACUCGUAGACAAUCCAAUUAUCCAAUAUUCAUAGAGACACAGAAUUUUCAGAAGUCUCCUUGUCAUCUCCGUCAAGACCAUGAACCACUUGGUCAAGAACUCGUUCACUCGCUUGGCUUCUGUCAUCAGUCCUUAUCAUUUUCGUCCUGGUGUUGCUCAUUAUUAUCGUUUCUGCUCUCACUUCUCUGGGAAUAAUUUUGAGCCAGAGUCAUGGAAAUCUAUGGAGGGCCUUGUUCGGUGCCCAGCCAACCAUGUUCCUUUAUCUCCAAUAGUGUUCUUGGAGCGAGCUGCAAAGGCCUACACAGACAGGACCUCACUGGUCUAUGGAUGUCUGAAAUAUACCUGGGCUCAAACUCAUGAACGCUGUCUGAAACUAGCUUCUGCUUUAACCCAGUUGGGAAUUUCCCCCGGUGAUGUGGUUGCAACCUUGGCUCCCAAUGUCCCAGCCAUGUAUGAGCUGCAUUUUGCAGUUCCAAUGGCAGGGGCAGUUCUUUGUACACUAAAUUCACGCCUUGAUUCAGCUAUGAUAUCUGUCCUGCUGAGUCAUUCCGAGGCGAAAAUCGUCUUUGUAGACUACCAGUUACUUGAAAUUGCCCAAGGAGCACUUAAUCUUCUCACCCAAAAAACAGAUACAAAACCACCUAUUCUUGUUUUAAUUGCUGACUCUGAUGGGUCGUCUAGCACAUCUCCCACCAUAUGCACUUCAAACACCUAUGAAUAUGAAAGUCUUCUGGAAACUGGAAAUUGUGGAUUUGAGAUAAGAAGGCCAAGGAGUGAAUGGGAUCCUAUCAGUGUAAAUUAUACCUCCGGCACAACAUCCAGGCCGAAAGGGGUUGUUUAUAGUCACCGGGGCGCUUAUCUUAACACAUUGUCUACGGUUCUGCUUCAUGGAAUAGGCUCAAUGCCUGUUUAUCUAUGGACUGUGCCUAUGUUUCACUGCAAUGGGUGGUGCCUCACUUGGGGGGUCGCUGCUCAGGGUGGCACUAACAUAUGCCUCAGAAAAGUCAAUCCAAAAUACAUAUUUGACAACAUAGUUCAAUACAAUGUCACACACAUGGGAGGGGCACCAACUGUCUUGAACAUGAUUGUUAAUUCACUGGUCAGUGACCAGAGGCCACUUCCUCGCAAGGUGGAAAUAAUGACGGGCGGUUCACCACCCCCGCCACAGAUCCUUUUCAAGAUGGAAGAACUGGGGUUUGGAGUAAAUCACUUGUAUGGUCUAACAGAAACUUAUGGUCCAGGGACUUAUUGCUCAUGGAAACCAGAGUGGGAUUCUCUGCCUUCCAAUGAAAGAUCAAAGCUUAAAGCUCGACAAGGGGUGCAGCAUCUUGGUUUAGAAGAGGUUGACAUAAAAGAUCCUGUCACUAUGGAAAGUGUAACACCUGAUGGUGAAACAGUGGGUGAGAUUAUGUUCAGGGGAAACACUGUCAUGAGUGGUUAUCUUAAAGACUUGAAAGCAACAAAGGAAGCUUUUAGAGGUGGAUGGUUUCGAAGUGGGGAUCUAGCUGUGAAACAUCCCGAUAACUACAUCGAAGUGAAGGACCGGUUGAAAGAUAUAAUCAUAUCUGGGGGAGAGAACAUAAGUACAGUUGAGGUGGAAACAAUUUUUUUUAGCCAUCCAGCAGUUCUUGAGGCUGCUGUUGUUGCACGCCCAGAUAACCAUUGGGGGCAGACUCCUUGUGCAUUUGUGAAAUUGAAGGAGGGAUUUGAUCAUCUCAAAGCUCAAGACCUAAUUGAAUUCUGCAGGGAUAACUUGCCUCAUUAUAUGGCUCCCCGGACAGUAAUCUUCGAUGAUAUACCAAAAACUGCAACUGGAAAGAUACAGAAAUUUAUUCUCAGAGAAAAAGCAAAGGCCUUGGGGAGCCUCUCUUGAACAAGCUGUAACAAGUGGAAGUGCAGGAUAUGGGGGCAGAUGGCUAUUGAACAUCAGUUAUCUGCUGAAGCAGGCUUCAAAUUCAAAUUGAAAUCUUCUUUGUAUAGAAAUGGGAAAACAGCUGACAUUAAACCAA
Messenger RNA from Prunus mume (Japanese apricot), 2019 nucleotides. RefSeq names its product isovalerate--CoA ligase CCL2. The record is from RefSeq and is a predicted model, not a curated record. NCBI's taxonomy places the organism in Eukaryota, Viridiplantae, Streptophyta, Magnoliopsida, Rosales, Rosaceae.